AUGGUUGGCUUUGACAUGCAUGGUUUGACCCCAGCCCCGGUCACCCCCUUCACCGAGGAUGGUGCGGUGGACUACCCAGCUAUCCAGCGUCUUGGAUCAUGGCUUGGUAGUAUUGAAGGCGUGAAAGGACUUGUGGUCCUCGGGCAUGCUGGAGAAGGCACCUUCCUCACCAUCGAGGAACAAGUCUCUGUCAUCAAAGCUUUCGUCAAAUCAGUCGACAACAAAGUACCCAUCAUCGCUGGUAUCACCGGCGAGGGCACUGAAGUGGCUGCCAUUGAAGCCAAGCGUGCGAAGGAAGCCGGUGCAGCUGCCGGUCUCCUCUACCCUUCCCAUGGCUGGCUGCGCUUCGGAUACCAGCCUGGUGCCCCACAAGACCGAUACCGUCGAGUCUACGAAGUCUCCGGUCUACCUCUGAUUCUCUUCCAAUACCCCGACAACACGAAGGCUACUUACAGCCUACAAACCAUGUUGGACAUCGCCGCUCAACCCGGCUGUUUUGCUAUGAAGAACGGCGUGCGAAACAUGCGCCGCUGGGAUACCGAGAUCCCUGUCAUCCGUUCCCAACGACCGGACCUUCAGAUCCUGUCUUGUCACGAUGAGUACCUGCUACACACCUCCUUUGACAUUGACGGUUUCUUGGUCGGAUACGGAAACAUUGCGCCGGAGCCUCUCAUCGAGCUUAUCAAAGCUGGCAAGGCCAAGGACUACAAGAAGGCCCGUGAGAUCCAUGAUCAGCUUUUGCCUCUGACAAAAAGUGUGUAUCACCGUGGGUCUCACAUGGAGGGGACUGUGGCUCUCAAGCAUGCCCUUGUUGCUCGGGGAAUCCUGACUCACGCAACUGUGCGACCGCCUCUUUUGCCGCUUGGGGAUGGUGCUGAACAGGAGAUUCAUGCUGCUAUCAGUGCCGCAUCACUCAGCAAGGUAGUUCUUUAG
Penicillium brevicompactum is the source of this 933-nucleotide messenger RNA. Its product is annotated as dihydrodipicolinate synthase family protein. The record is from RefSeq and is a predicted model, not a curated record. The coding region runs from base 1 to 933 and encodes 310 amino acids. The transcript has a single exon. Lineage: Eukaryota; Fungi; Ascomycota; Eurotiomycetes; Eurotiales; Aspergillaceae. Gene Ontology annotation, molecular function: 4-hydroxy-tetrahydrodipicolinate synthase activity.